This is a messenger RNA of Funneliformis geosporum, 813 nucleotides long. The record is from the annotation of a GenBank genome assembly. NCBI's taxonomy places the organism in Eukaryota, Fungi, Glomeromycota, Glomeromycetes, Glomerales, Glomeraceae.
AUGAAUAUGGAACAUUAUAAACUAAAAAUUGAUUUUUUAAUGGAAAGUGGACCCGCGCCUUCAAGUAUGGUCUUGGUUCCGCAGCACGCGAGGCGCGACCAGAAACUGUACACCCUGCACAGCAUCACAACUGGGCUAGAGUAUAUUCACAAUUCUGAAACAGUUCAUCGAGAUCUUCAUGGUGGUAAUAUCCUCAUUGUAAGAAAUUUUUCAGUGUUAUGUGACUUAGGAUUGAGUAGAUCUUCAAUCGAAUCAGCGAAAGAUGCACAAGGGGAUAGUGAAAUUUACGGAGUCGUACCAUAUGUCGCUCCAGAAAUUUUUGAAGGAAAAAAAUAUACAAUGGCUUCAGAUGUAUAUAGCUUUGGUAUGAUUAUGUGGGAGUUUAUGAAUGGUAGAAGGCCUUUCUGUGAUAAGAAACAUGAUGCAGAACUUAUUGUUGAAAUUUGUGAUGGUCUUCGUCCUUCAAUUGUCACAAAUGCACCUAUAGGUUAUAUUGAAUUAAUGCGAGAAUGUUGGGACCAUGAUCCACUUAAAAGACCGGUUGCCGCUGAAAUUACUAAAAGAAUAAAUGAUAUGUGGGAAUUUGAACGUAAAGCCGCGACGGAAAUAUAUCGAAAUUGUGAAAUUGGACCGACCAGAUUAAAACACCCAGAAGCAAUCUACACUAGCAGGCUAUUAAGUGGGUUAAUAAAAUCCGCUAUGUUUGUAAUGUCAAUCAAAAGUCUGAAAAAUCAAUCGGUUACUUCUAUUACUUCUAAUAAUAAUGCUUUAGGUAAAUAUUAUAUGUUAAAAGAAAGCCUGAUGAUAAUUUGA